Molecule: messenger RNA, 1773 nt
Organism: Setaria italica (foxtail millet)
Lineage: Eukaryota; Viridiplantae; Streptophyta; Magnoliopsida; Poales; Poaceae
Product: probable inorganic phosphate transporter 1-3
Exons: 1
Biological process (GO): transmembrane transport; phosphate ion transport
Cellular component (GO): membrane
Molecular function (GO): phosphate transmembrane transporter activity
Source: RefSeq, a predicted model, not a curated record
CGACUCUUCUGCAUCUCCUCGUCUCAGCUGCUGGGCCGCCUCUACUACACCGAGCCCAACAGCCCCAACCCCGGCAGCCUGCCGCCCAACGUGUCGGCGGCCGUGAACGGCGUCGCGCUGUGCGGCACACUGGCCGGCCAGCUCUUCUUCGGCUGGCUCGGCGACAAGCUCGGCCGCAAGAGCGUCUACGGCUUCACGCUCAUCCUCAUGGUGCUCUGCUCCAUCGCGUCGGGCCUCUCCUUUGGCCGCACGCCCAAGGGCGUCAUCGCCACGCUCUGCUUCUUCCGCUUCUGGCUGGGCUUCGGCAUCGGCGGCGACUACCCGCUCUCCGCCACCAUCAUGUCCGAGUACGCCAACAAGCGCACCCGCGGCGCCUUCAUCGCCGCCGUGUUCGCCAUGCAAGGGUUCGGCAUCCUCUUCGGCGCCAUCGUGGCGCUCGUGGUGUCCGCCGGCUUCCGGAACUCGUACCCGGCGCCGUCGUACCAGGACAACCCCACGGCGUCGCUCGUCGUCCCCGAGGCCGACUACGUGUGGCGCAUCAUCCUCAUGUUCGGCACCAUCCCGGCGGCGCUCACCUACUACUGGCGGAUGAAGAUGCCGGAGACGGCGCGCUACACGGCGCUCAUCGCGCGCAACGCCAAGCAGGCCGCGGCGGACAUGUCCAAGGUGCUGAACGCGGAGAUCGUCGAGGACGACGCGGACCGCGCCGGGCGCGAGGCCGCCGGCGCCGGCAGCAACAAGUGGGGGCUCUUCUCGGCGCAGUUCGUGCGCCGGCACGGGCUCCACCUCGUGGCCACCACCAGCACGUGGUUCCUGCUCGACAUCGCCUUCUACAGCCAGAACCUGUUCCAGAAGGACAUCUUCUCCAAGGUGGGGUGGAUCCCGCCGGCGAGGACCAUGAACGCCGUCGAGGAGGUGUUCCGCAUCGCGCGCGCGCAGGCCCUCAUCGCGCUCUGCGGCACCAUCCCGGGCUACUGGUUCACCGUCGCCUUCAUCGACAUCAUCGGCCGCUUCGCCAUCCAGCUCAUGGGCUUCUUCAUGAUGACCGUCUUCAUGCUCGGCCUCGCCGUGCCGUACCACCACUGGACGACGCCGGGCAACCACAUCGGCUUCGUCGUCAUGUACGCCUUCACCUUCUUCUUCGCCAACUUCGGGCCCAACAGCACCACCUUCAUCGUGCCCGCCGAGAUCUUCCCGGCGAGGCUGCGGUCCACGUGCCACGGCAUCUCGGCCGCCGCCGGCAAGGCCGGCGCCAUCAUCGGCGCGUUCGGGUUCCUCUACGCCGCGCAGGACCCGCACAAGCCGGAGGACGGGUACUCGCCCGGCAUCGGCAUCCGCAACGCGCUGUUCGUGCUCGCCGGCACCAACUUCCUGGGGAUGAUCAUGACGCUGCUGGUGCCGGAGUCUAAGGGCUUGUCGCUUGAGGAGAUAUCCAAGGAGGCCGUCGACGACGAGGCGGCGGCUUGAUCAGCUAAGAAGACAGUGUAUGCAUGCAACCUUUGGUUAGGUGUUUUGUACUUUGGUCGUUGGUACAUUGUACUUGUUGCACGGGUAUGUGGUAGAUUGUGCUUUGCUGUGUUUAUGACACUUGUCAAUUUGUGAGCUUGUCACAUAGUGAUGCUAAAUGUAAAUUUGAUUUUGAUCUGGCAUUACAUGAUCAGAUUUGUAUUAUCGAAAAUUUUGUUCAGAAGAAACAGUAUAAACUGCUUGUACAUGUGACCGUUUGUAGUAUUCUUACUAUUGGAAUGAAUUUAAGAUUUGUAUUUGAGUGAA